Halteromyces radiatus is the source of this 1883-nucleotide messenger RNA. Its product is annotated as Vps5 C terminal like-domain-containing protein. Gene Ontology annotation, cellular component: endosome. Bases 53 to 1828 code for a protein of 591 amino acids. NCBI's taxonomy places the organism in Eukaryota, Fungi, Mucoromycota, Mucoromycetes, Mucorales, Cunninghamellaceae. The record is from RefSeq and is a predicted model, not a curated record. The transcript has 9 exons. Gene Ontology annotation, biological process: retrograde transport, endosome to Golgi; protein retention in Golgi apparatus. Gene Ontology annotation, molecular function: phosphatidylinositol binding.
UUUUUUUCUCACUUUCCCUUCUCACUACUUUCUUUUUUUUUUUUUCAGUGGGAUGAAUGACUCUUCAACAUUUGGAUAUAAUGAUGCUCUAGAGGAAAAUCCUUUCAGUGAUGUCAUAUCUCAAAAUGCUUCGGGUUAUUCGUCGUCACCACCACUAGUAACAUCCAUAUCAACGUCUAGUAGUUCGGCUCUUCCAAAAACAACGACAAAUGCAACAACUGCUUAUUCACCUAUCCAUUCGACUACUACUAUUGAGACUACCGAUAACAAUGUCUCAAAAGCUACUGAAACGACCAUCUCGACUGGAGAUAGUAAUGAUACACUUGAAGAUGCCAGCGAUGAGACAGCUUUAAAGGAAGACUCUUCACGACAUACCAUUUCGUCACCGACAGAACAUGAUAAUCACAACACUAGUACUACUACUACAGAUACAGAUACAGCAGCACCAUCACCAUCAGCAGCAGAUAACAGUCUUCCUUCAGCCUCGACAGACACAGAUAAUAUUCUCACGACCGCCACGGAAUCACUUGCCCUGAAUGAUCCUUCUUCUUCGUCAGCCAUUCAAGAACAAACUGGAUCACCCAUACGUGAAGACUCUGGAGAAGAAAGUGAUCAACAGUCAGAAGCAUUACGUCUUCCUGAAAGCGGUGCUAGACCUUAUUUUGAAAUCUCUGUGGAAGAUCCUCAGAAAGUGGGUGAUGCCAUCAAUGCUCAUAUUGUUUAUAAAGUCAAGACAAAGACCAAUUCACCAGCAUUUCGAUCAUCAGAAUUUGUGGUUGCACGACGGUAUCGUGAUUUCCUAUGGCUUUACAAUCAAUUGACCAAUGGCAACCCGGGAGUGAUUGUACCUCCAGUACCUGAAAAACAUGCUUUGGGUCGAUUUCAAGAUGAAUUUGUGGAAUCAAGACGGAUUGCUUUGGAACGAUGUUUACGGAAAACGGUGUCUCAUCCAAUGUUAUAUGGGGAUCCAGAUCUCAAAGUUUUUUUAGAAAGUGAAUCGUUCAAUAUAGAGAAACGACAAAAAAGAGCAGAACCUGAAACACCCAAGUUGGGAUUUAUGAGAUCUUUUGGCGAAACAAUAUCAAGUGCGGCUUCGAACCCUUUUGCCAAAUUUAUUGAAAAUGAUGAUUGGUUUGCUUCAAAGAAGACUCAAUUGGAUGCUCUGGAAACACAACUCAAAAUUUUGAUGAAAAGCGUGGAAGCGGUUGUGAAACAGCGAAAAGAACUUGGUGGAGCGAUCUCAGACUUUGGAGAAAGUAUGUUUCCUUUGGCGUCGGCUGAACUAAAUAGGAAUUUAUCCACACAUUUGACAGUAUUGGGCGAUAUUCAAAAACAAUUGAAAGAAUUACAUGAAGAACAAGCACAAUGUGAUAUCUUGUCUUUGGAACAUACCAUUGAUGAAUAUAUCCGGAUCAUCGGCUCAAUCAAAAUAUCAUUCAAUGCACGCAUUCGGGCCUAUCAAACCUAUCAACAAGCAGAGGCAGAAUUACAGAAAAAGAUUGCUUUGUAUGAAAAAUUAAAGGGACAACAGAAAAUCAAAUCGGAAAAGAUGGCUGCUACUCAACAGGAAAUCGAAGAGAUGCGACAACGAGUAGAGGAACUUCAAAAGGAAUUUGAUGAUAUAUCCAAAUUGAUCAAGAAUGAAUUGGAUCGAUUCGAUCAAGAAAAAGUGGAAGAUUUCAAAGAAAGUGUGGAAGCUUUCUUAUGUAGUAUGAUUGAACAUCAAAAGAAGGUGAUUGCUCUAUGGGAAACAUAUUUUGAACAAACGGAAGGACUUGAUGAUGAUGAUGAUGGUGAUGGUGAUGCAUUGGAACUAGUACAAGAAUAGUUUAUAUAUACAUUUAUUGAAUAAAAGAAAAAAUCCAAGUCUGUCUACAUUUUCA